GAUUAUACGGGACAUUUUCGCUGACCUAUGGCUACACGUCGCGCUGUGUUUAUUGUGGCUGCUAAACGGACGCCAUUUGGUACGUUCGGCGGCAAGCUGAAGAAUGUUAAUUCAACAGACUUGGCAGCUCAUGCCUCUAAAGCUGCACUAGAGGCCGGAAACGUUGCACCGGAGACGGUGGACUCUGUAGUGUUCGGAAAUGUCAUACAGUCUUCGACACAUGCCCCUUUCAUUGCUCGUCAUGUUGGUCUGAUGUGUGGCAUUCCACAAACUGCUAGAGCACUGACUGUCAAUCGACUCUGUGGAUCAGGCUUUCAAGCUAUUGUCAGCGGCUACCAUGAGAUCUGUCUCAGUGAAGCUGAAAUUGUACUGACAGGAGGAAGCGAGAACAUGAGUCUGUGUCCAUUUUCAAACUACACGGCACGUUUUGGAACCAAACUAGGCGUAGGCAUUGAGCUAGAAGACACACUGUGGGCCGGGUUGAAAGACAGCUACGUAAACCUACCAAUGGGAGUAACAGCCGAAAAUCUUGCCGAGCAGUAUGACAUCACACGCGAACAGUGUGAUCGGUAUGCUCAUCUGACACAGUCAAGAUGGGCAAGAGCUAACGAGGAAGGAAGGUUCAAUGCAGAGAUUGCACCCGUGACUCUGAAAGGCAAAAGGGGUGACGAUGUUAUGAGUACUGAUGAGCAUCCUAAACCUUCGACUACAGUGGAGGGACUUGCUAAGCUGCCGACGGUUUUUAAGAAGGGUGGGACUGUUACAGCAGGAAAUGCUUCUGGAAUUAGUGAUGGAGCUGGUGCACUCAUACUUGCCUCUGAAGAAGCAGUAAAGAAGCACAAUCUAUCACCACUGGCUCGAUUGGUCUCUCACUACGUGGCCGGUGUGGAUCCGAAAAUCAUGGGCAUUGGACCCGUACCAGCAAUCAAAGGAGCUCUCAGCAAAGCUGGACUGUACUUGAGUGACAUGAAACUGAUUGAGGUAAACGAGGCAUUUGCGCCUCAAUAUUUGGCCGUUGAGAAGGAACUUGGACUCAAACGAGAAACCACCAAUACAAAUGGUGGCGCAAUUGCUCUUGGGCAUCCAGUCGGAGCGUCCGGAGCUCGAAUUACUGGGCACCUUGUGCAUGAGCUGCGUAGAGUGAAUGGGCAGUAUGCAGUUGGAUCAGCGUGUAUUGGUGGUGGACAAGGUAUUGCUGUGGUAAUAGAGAGAGUCUGAGUGACGUGAAUUGAUGUCUAUGGGUUUUGUUGAUUUUUUGGGCAAACAAGAGGUUGGGAAUUGAUUAGCUGGA
Molecule: messenger RNA, 1291 nt
Organism: Corticium candelabrum
Lineage: Eukaryota; Metazoa; Porifera; Homoscleromorpha; Homosclerophorida; Plakinidae
Product: 3-ketoacyl-CoA thiolase, mitochondrial-like
Exons: 7
Coding region: 28-1218 (396 amino acids)
Cellular component (GO): mitochondrion
Molecular function (GO): acyltransferase activity, transferring groups other than amino-acyl groups
Source: RefSeq, a predicted model, not a curated record